Nycticebus coucang (slow loris) is the source of this 6174-nucleotide messenger RNA. RefSeq names its product WD repeat and FYVE domain containing 2 (gene WDFY2). The record is from RefSeq and is a predicted model, not a curated record. Gene Ontology annotation, molecular function: protein binding; metal ion binding. Lineage: Eukaryota; Metazoa; Chordata; Mammalia; Primates; Lorisidae. The coding region runs from base 447 to 1649 and encodes 400 amino acids. The transcript has 12 exons.
AGACCGCGGGGAACGGAAAGCGCAUGCGUCCUAAGGGUGCCGCCCGGCGUCGGGCAUUGGGAAGGGGCCGGGAAAAUGGACUGGUGGGCUGACGCACGCGCGUUGGGCCGCCACCGCCGGCCUCCCGCUUGAGGUUUCCCCUUCUCCCGCCCCCACCCCCGGAAGUGGAGCCGCCCUCACGCCACCAGCGGCCGCCCCAGCGGCAGGCCCCGCCCCCAAGGCCCCGCCUCCCGGCUCUCCGCCCCCUCCUCUGGUAGUGGCACCGGGUUGCCGCCGCGGUGGUGGUGGGUUUGGUGCCCGCAGCGGUGAGCGCAGAGUUGUUCCCGCGAGAGGCGGCCAGGCUAUGAUCGCUGGUUGCCGGCGUCCCGCUCGGGCCAGCCAGAGUCUCCCCAGCCCGGCCCCGCGGCGCAUUUGGCGGCGGCACUCGCGGCGCGCCCCCUCCUCCGAUGGCGGCGGAGAUCCAGCCCAAGCCUCUGACCCGCAAACCGAUCCUGUUGCAGCGGGUCGAGGGGUCCCAGGAGGUGGUGAAUAUGGCCGUGAUCGUGCCCAAGGAGGAGGGCGUCAUCAGCGUCUCGGAGGACAGGACAGUUCGUGUUUGGUUAAAGAGAGACAGUGGGCAGUAUUGGCCAAGCAUAUACCACGCCAUGCCGUCUCCAUGUUCAUGCAUGUCAUUUAACCCGGAAACAAGAAGACUGUCCGUAGGUCUAGACAAUGGUACAAUCUCAGAGUUUAUUUUGUCAGAAGAUUAUAACAAGAUGACUCCUGUGAAGAACUAUCAAGCACACCAGAGCAGAGUGACGAUGAUCCUGUUUGUCCUGGAGCUGGAGUGGGUGCUGAGCACAGGACAGGACAAGCAGUUUGCCUGGCACUGCUCUGAGAGCGGGCAGCGCCUGGGAGGUUAUCGCACCAGCGCCGUGGCCUCGGGUCUGCAAUUUGAUGUUGAAACCCGGCACGUGUUUGUUGGUGACCACUCAGGCCAAGUAACAAUCCUUAAACUGGAGCAAGAAAACUGCACCCUGGUCACAACAUUCCGAGGACACUCAGGUGGGGUGACCGCUCUCUGCUGGGACCCAGUGCAGAGGGUGCUAUUCUCGGGAAGCUCAGAUCACUCCGUCAUCAUGUGGGACAUCGGUGGGAAGAAAGGAACAGCCAUCGAGCUCCAAGGACACAAUGACAGGGUCCAGGCCCUCUCCUACGCACAGCACACACGGCAGCUCAUCUCCUGUGGUGGAGACGGUGGGAUUGUCGUCUGGAACAUGGACGUGGAGAGGCAGGAGACCCCUGAAUGGUUGGACAGUGAUUCCUGCCAAAAGUGUGAUCAGCCUUUCUUCUGGAACUUCAAGCAAAUGUGGGAUAGUAAGAAAAUUGGCCUAAGACAGCACCACUGCCGCAAGUGUGGGAAGGCCGUGUGCGGGAAGUGCAGCUCCAAGCGCUCCUCCGUCCCGCUGAUGGGCUUCGAGUUCCAAGUGAGGGUCUGUGACAGCUGCCACGAGGCCAUCACAGAUGAAGAACGGGCGCCCACAGCGACAUUCCAUGACAGUAAACACAACAUCGUGCACGUACAUUUUGAUGCCACCAGGGGAUGGUUACUGACCUCGGGAACUGACAAGGUCAUUAAGUUGUGGGAUAUGACCCCAGUAGUGUCAUGAUGACCCUCCCAAGACUCAGACAGAUAGCAGUGUACUAAAGAUAUCGCUAUUCAGCUUGCCUGGAGAGGAGAGACAGGCCAGUGAGAGGCAGCGCGAGACUAAGCCCCCGGCUGGUCUGCAGACAAGCUCCGACAGCACGGCCUGUCAGCCAGCACGGCAGCGGAACGCGGCCAGCCUGCUCCUGCACCGUCAGAGAAGAUAUUUUUUUGACAAAUGGUUUAUACAUUCUGGCUGUGCUACGUUGUUUUGAGUGCAUUGAAAAAAUCUGUGUGGGGUGUUUGGUUUUUAUAUUUGUCAACACUCCUUUGCUCGUUGCUUUGUGUGUCGGAGAAGCGAGGGCAGGGUCUGUUCAGGCGUCCUGGUCAGUGUGAAGCGGUUUCUGUGCUGUCUGCGCGUCAGGGCAUGUCACGCCGCCAGCGCCUCGUUCCUCUCCUCUCUCUGCAUGCCUUCUCUGCUUUUUCCCCGAGUCUGUAUAUGUUUACAUUAUUUAUUCCCAGUCUUUCUGUUUUCAUGUCUCUUCAGUGGAGAGAUUUGUGUGGAUUCACCAACUGACUUCUUGAGUUACCCGAAGAAUGACCCAUUCGUAAUGGUGGGCUCAUUCAUGUUUUCACUAAGACAUGACCUUGCAUUCCUACCUCAGUUUUCUCUAGCUUUUCCACAUUAAAAACAUGCCAGGAGGAAGCUGCUCCCAGCCGCCUUCAUCACAGAAGUAGAGAAACUCAGAGCUUCCACCGUCAGUGCCUGGAUCAUUAGAAUUCAGCUGCGACCUCCUGAGCCUUUCAUGUUUAGUUGUUCUGACACAGCUUUCCCUCCCCCAUAACAUAAAAAACAACAUGCACAAAACCCCACGUGCUUCAAAGAUAAGUGUCGGGGAUGUGGUUUUCUGUGUGACAUCAUCUCUGAACUUGAACAUGCGAGAUUGUAAUCCUGCUCUAUUCUAUCCCUUUAAAAUCUAGAUAUUUAAAUAUUUUCAUCUUAGUGCAUUUCAUCAGAAUACUUUGCAUACUUUCAUACUAAAACGGUGUGGUCUGAGACAGAAAGCUGCUGAGCCCCACAGCUCCUGCUGUGUCCUGUUAGGAAUGUACAUAGGACUUCAGAAAAUGAACCUCCAGAGUCCUUAUUACUAACAGAAUCUGACCAAAGUGGACAAAAUGGAAUAUUCUUUGUGUGUAUUACUGGGUGAGUAGUAAUUCAACUCAGGAUAUUGAAGUCCUUUUUAAAAAUCUUAUUUUCACCUACAAAAAUAGGCUCAAAAUCAGCAGCAGUGGCAAGCUUGUACCAGGUGCUUACCCCAUCCAAAGCACUUUACUUGGACCACCUCAUUCCAGCCUCACCUGUCGGACGCAUCCAGGGGUCCCCAGUCUCUGAGGGUCACCAGGUUGAAUAAAGCCCUGUGGAUAAACAGGCCAACAGUUGCCCUUCCCGGUCCAAGCCCUCCCUCUACAGUCUUGUUCACCUGUGACGUCCUGGGGUUGAGACUCGUCCCUGUUAGGUUUCCUCUUUUCCUGGAAGUCAGUCUUACUCCCUCUCGGUUACUCCACUGCUUUUCUAACUGGGGAAGUACGACAAGCCACCCUUGGAUACCAACCCUGUGCCGCUUCUUGGGGCUGGUUCUGCGGCCCCAGCGUGGGAAGGCAGGGCCAGUGUGAGCUGUGUCCCACGCAGCCCACGGUACAUGGCAGCCACCUGAGACAUGAGACCAGAUUGGCUCCCGUGCCCAGAACUCUAAGGACUCAUACGCGCACAUGCCCUCUCACAGAAGCCGUUACCACUUGUCACUUCACCGCCUUCGUCUACACACCCUCACUUGCCAUCACUCAAAACUGUUAUAACUACUUUGAGUCUUUUCUUUGAUUCCUCUGUGAGAGAGAGUGAAGAAAGGAAUUACAUUUAAAAUAUCCAGGUAUCUGUUUUGUAGUUUAUUCCUAGCACCUGCAGCCACUUGCUGACUUGUGCGUAACGGAGGACUGGGUUGCCAAUGAGUAGUGACAUGAACCCUGAGCCCAGAGCCUUGGCCUGGACACAGAGGGGCCACAGCAGGAGGAUGGCAGUGGCCCAGGCGCCCUCACGUGGGUGCCAAGUUGCAGAGAGAUGUGUUCAGAUGUCACUUUUGAAGCUGACUGUCCCUGUUAGCCUACACGUGCCCCCUGUAGUCACCCCUGCCACUCUCGCCAUCUCCCUCCCUUCACAGGUGAGACCACUUGGCACCUCAUGGUAACGAGAAUUGUCGUGUCAUGGGAAACCACAGCCAUGCCGGCCUGUUCACUGCUCUGCCCUGUCAUCUCUCCUGAUCUGUGUGGGCGCUUGUAUUUGGUCAAAAGAGUUUAGCAAACCAAGUGUAUGUGUUUGUAAGACUGAAUUCUGGAGUUUUGCGUUAAGUGUCUCCACCUUAUUUUUAACUUGAGAAAUAACGUGCUGGUGUUGGGCGUCUUCUGAGCCUUUUGUGGGAUGGAGCCCCCACUCCUGGGGAGCAGAGGCUGGCACCAGCACUUGCUUCCCCUGGCCAGCCCGUGCGUCCUGCUGCAUUUGCACUUUACCUGUACUUUGGCUUCACCACUUGAACACACGGUGGCUCUGGCAAACGAAGCCUCCCAAGGCUGUGUCAGGAUCAGGAGAGAGAGAUGCUCUGGAUGCUCCAAAGGAAUGACUAUACUGGAGCCUAAAGCUGCAUGGGUGUGUUUCCACAGUAGCAAAAACGGUUUGAGAUUAAGUACUAAGAAUCUGAGGUCAAUCAUGAGGUCAAUCAACCAUCAUGCGUUUUGCAUUUUUUACAAUUAUUCAAAGAAUCAAAACCACAAAACUGGAAAGGAUCUAGAACGUUCCAAUUAGAAAACACUUCACGCAUACCAGGCAGUUAGAUACAGCUGAAGUGAAAACAAGAGAAUGUUUUAAAAGAAUGUUCCAAGAGCAGUUGUUUUUUAACAUUACAUGGUAAUGGCAUGUGUGGGAGGAGUGGCCUCCAGCACCCGGACGGGCCUCUCCGGACGGGUUUGUGCUUCUUGCUAAGUGUAUUUGGCGCUUCUUUUGGCCCCGGCCCUGUGGUUAGGAGGCAGUGGGCACUAACCCGGAGGUAAUUUUUGCGUUUCUUCAUCCACACAAACUUCUUCCUGUCACUUCAUCACAAACCACCCCACUGGCAAAAUGUAAGUGGGAAUCCAGGGCCCUGGGAGUGGCCCUCACCCUGAUUGUCGGAAGGCAGAGAGAGGGAAGCUUUGGGCCUCAGCGUCUGCCCUUCUUACCAGCAUCACCAUUCCUUCUUCUGAAUUGUUUUGUUUCAUUUUUUGUUUUUGUUUUUUUGAGACAGGUUAUUGCCCCGUCACCCAGGCAGUGUGGCACAAUCAUAGCUCACUAUAACUUUGAACUUCUAGGCUCAAGUGAUCCUCCUGUCUCAGCCUCCUAGCUAGCUGGGACUGGAAGCAAGCAUCACCAUGCCUGCUUUUUUUUUAUUAUUAUUAUUUUUUCUUUGUAGAGACAUGGUCUUGCUGUAUUGCCCAAGCUAGUCACAAACCCUGAUCUUAAGGUAUCCUCCUGUCUCAGCCUCCCAAAGUGCUGGGAUAAUAGGUGUGACUCACUACACCUCACUACUUUGAGUCUUUUCUUUGAUUGCUCUGUGAGAGAGAUUGAAGAAAGGAAUAACAUUUAAAAUACCCAGGUAUCUGUUUUUUAGUUUAUUCCUACAACGUGCAGCCACUUGCUGAAUUGUGCGUAAUUGUAGCCUGAGAUUCAUUUUUUAGAAGUAUAACUUAUUUUUGCUUAACAUUAGUCAAUUACUAAGGUCCAAAUUUUGCUUUUUAAGCAGAAAGAUAGCUCUAAACUGUGGGUCACAGUUAUUGUCUAUGAAUAUUCAUUAGCUGAGAUUCCUUUAGUUAAUAGUGGUUUUAUCGUAUCUAUGCAAGUGCUCUUGUUCACUGAGAUUCACAUCUCAAAGUGAAAGGAUGUACUUGACCAAAACAGUCUUCUUUUUCCCUCUUUUAAUGUUAAGUUGGCCCCUUGUGGACCCCCCUCUGCCACUGUGUAGCAGGCUUUGAACUGGGUAGGCCAGGGAUUUAAAGAUCUCUGAGGCCCAUCUCCACACUGGGUAUCUCAGCAGGAUGUGAUUAAUUUUCUGAUAGAGGUGGCCCGGGGGUCCACCCCAGGAACUGCCCAGGGUGCCCUGGACCCAGCAAGUGAGGAAGGAGGGGCUGUGAGAGGACAGGACUUCUAAACUGAGUGCCGAAGGAUGAGGAGUGAGUCAUAAGGUGGGCAGGGGUAUUUUGCAGAGGUUGAUAGAGGCAAAGAAGGACUUCCCAGGCUGCAGACACAGUGUUUGCAAAGGCCUGAGUGCUGAGUCAGUGUGGGGUGUUGAGGGGCCACAGUGGGUGGAGCUGCCAGAGGACAUUGCUCCAUGGCCCUGGAGCCCAAGCUCUCCCUUCACGUGCGGUGUCCUGAGGCCUGAGCUCUCCCUUCACCUGCAGGUGCCCUGAGGCCUGAGCUCUCCCUUCACCUGCAGGUGCCCUGAGGCCUGAGCUCUCCCUUCACCUGCUAU